This is a messenger RNA of Fulvia fulva, 225 nucleotides long. RefSeq lists its product as uncharacterized. The record is from RefSeq and is a predicted model, not a curated record. The transcript has 2 exons. The coding region runs from base 1 to 225 and encodes 74 amino acids. NCBI's taxonomy places the organism in Eukaryota, Fungi, Ascomycota, Dothideomycetes, Mycosphaerellales, Mycosphaerellaceae.
AUGGACCGUACAAUAAGGCACAGCUACCUCUAUGAGAAAUCAACAUGGCAGACCGACCUCAAGGGUACAGACAGCUCCAACGGUACCGACAUCAAGGCCCAGGAACUCGUACAAGGCGGAGAAAUCCUGGACAGAUUCAGUGCCGAGAGUCCGAUCUUUACACUAUGCAUCUUCGGUCAGCUGUUGACCUCUAUCAUUGACGGUCGAUGGCUUACGACGGCGUGA